AUGCCACAACUCCCCCACAAACCUCUACCACUAGUCCACCAUCCAGGUCUUAACACUGACAGCUCGCGAAAAUUUUCAACCAUGGAAGAAACCAUUGAAAAGUUCAAAUCCUUUGGAUUAACCGACAAGAGAGUUGGAGAAAUCAAGAACAACAAGAAAGUGUUGGGAAACUUCACUUCUAUUGUUGAUUAUUGUACCUCUAAAGGAGUCGACAGUUUAGAUGAUAAAAAGAUUGCUAUGUUACAUAGCUUAUCCCUUAAAAGUACCAACCCCAUGAUUAUUGAUGGAGUUUUAGACGGAAGAUUGAAGACCACCUUACAAUUGGAUGAAGCUGUGAAAUACGUCAACUCUACUGAUAGUCCUGACGUGAAAGAGAUGGAAAAAGUCAGUGGUGUAGGUAUUGAAGUUAGCGAUGAGGAAGUGAAGACCAUUAUAUCUGAUUAUUUAACCACUAGAAAGGAAGAAAUCGAAUCCAAGAGAUACGCCUUAUUACCUAAGGUCAUGGGAGAUGUAAGAAAGUUAGAAGCAUUGAAAUGGGCCAAUGCUGGUUUAUUCAAGCCGGUUAUUGAUCAAUGGUUCUUAGACACUAUUGGACCUAAAGAUGAAAGAGAUGUGGUGAAGAAGGAAAAGAAACCUAAAGCCAAGGCUGCUACCAAAGAUACCACCAAACCUACAGAAGAAAGAACUAUGUUUACUGAAGGGUUCCUUAAAGAAUUACAUAAACCUGGAGAAAACCCUCAAAAGUAUCCUGAAUUAAUGGCUCACCAUUUAGAUGUCACCAAAGGUCAAGUAUGGACCAGAUUCCCACCCGAACCUAAUGGGUAUUUACAUAUUGGACAUUCCAAAGCCAUUAUGGUUAAUUUCGGUUAUGCUAGUUACCAUAACGGGAAAUGUUACUUAAGAUUCGAUGAUACUAAUCCUGAAGCUGAAGAAGAAAUCUAUUUCACCAAGAUCAAAGAAACUAUCGAAUGGUUAGGGUUCAAACCCUGGAAAAUCACUUAUUCUUCUGAUUAUUUUGAUGAAUUAUACGAAUUAGCUGAACAAUUGAUCAAAUGUGGUAGAGCCUAUGUUGAUCAUUCAACCCCUGAAGAGGUUAAAGCUCAAAGGGGUAUGAAAGAAGAUGGUACGUUAGGAGGUGAAAGAUUUGCUUCCAAAUGGAGAUCUAGAUCAGUUGAAGAAAAUUUAACUGAAUUUAGAAAGAUGAAAAAUGGUGAAUAUGAAGUGGGUAAAGCUUUCUUAAGAAUGAAACAAGAUUUAGAAUCACCUAAUCCACAAAUGUGGGAUUUGGUUGCUUAUAGAGUUUUAAAUACUCCUCAUCAUCGUACUGGUGAUAAAUGGAAGAUUUAUCCAACUUAUGAUUUCACUCAUUGUUUGGUAGAUUCAUUCGAGAACAUCUCUCAUUCCUUAUGUACUACUGAAUUCAGAUUAAGUAGAGAAAGUUAUGAAUGGUUAUGUGAUGAGUUGAAAGUGUUUAGACCAGCACAAAGAGAAUAUGGAAGAUUGAAUUUAACUGGUACAGUAUUAAGUAAGAGAAAAAUUCUUAAAUUGGUUACAGAGAAAUAUGUUCGUGAUUGGGAUGAUCCAAGAUUAUAUACUUUAGAAGCUAUCAAGAGAAGAGGGAUCCCACCAGGAGCUAUUUUGAAUUUUAUCAAUACUUUAGGUGUUACUACUUCAACUACUAAUAUUCAAAUUGUUAGAUUUGAAAGUUCUAUUAGAUCAUACUUGGAUUUGACUACUCCAAGAUUAAUGAUGCUUCUUAAUCCUAUUGAAAUUGAAGUAGAUAAUGUGGAAGAAGAUUUUGCUUUAGAGGUAGAAAUUCCUUAUCAAAGAGGUCCAAUUACUUCACGUAAAUUGACAUUUAAAAAACAUAUUUAUAUCGAUGCUGAUGAUUAUCGUGAUGAAUUUAAUGAAGAUUACUUCCGUUUAGCUCCAGGUCAACCUGUUGGUUUAGUUAAAGUUCCUUUUAAUAUUAGUGUAAAGGAAGUCGUGCGUGACUCAAAUGGUCAUGUGACUAAACUUAUAGUUAAUUAUGAUAACGAUAAGAAAGUUAAACCUAAAACCUUCAUCCAUUGGUUACCUAAAGGGGAAGUUAAAUCCAUCAAAGAAGUAAGAAUUUACAAUCAAUUGUUCAAUAGUGAAAACCCCUCAGCUCAUCCAACAGGAUUCUUAGAUGAUAUUAAUCCAGAAUCAGAAAUUGUACUCAAGAAUGCUUUAAUUGAAAACAACUUCGAUGACAUCAAAGCUAAGUCUCCAUUGAACAUUAAGACCGGUGGUAAGUUUGAUAUUGAUGAAGCUGGUGGUAAAGAAACUGUUAGAUUUCAAGCUAUGAGAACUGGUUAUUUCUGUUUAGAUAAAGAUAGUGAAGAUGAGUUGAUUUUCAAUAGAAUUGUCACUUUAAAGGAGGAUUCUAAUAAAUAG
Yamadazyma jaroonii is the source of this 2418-nucleotide messenger RNA. Lineage: Eukaryota; Fungi; Ascomycota; Pichiomycetes; Serinales; Debaryomycetaceae. The record is from the annotation of a GenBank genome assembly.